Molecule: messenger RNA, 2346 nt
Organism: Populus trichocarpa (black cottonwood)
Lineage: Eukaryota; Viridiplantae; Streptophyta; Magnoliopsida; Malpighiales; Salicaceae
Product: DEAD-box ATP-dependent RNA helicase 30
Exons: 10
Coding region: 181-2043 (620 amino acids)
Molecular function (GO): RNA helicase activity; RNA binding; ATP binding
Source: RefSeq, a predicted model, not a curated record
CUUUAAAAAGUAAACUAAUCGGAGGAGUAAAGUAAAUACUGAGAAAAAAAAUUAUUAUUUCCCGCGAUCUGAUAUAUAAAAACAAAUUUCAGUCUUCUUCUUAUUCAAUUGUCCCUAAAAAUUAGAAGAAAAUCGAAUUAACCCUAGCUAAGCCAGUAAGCAGAAAUCAAAUCGCUGCCAAUGAUGAACCCUUACGAUAACCGGUACACCGACCCCGACUCUUACCGUCACCGUCGCAGUGGUUUAAUGGGCCAACAGCCUCCACUGGGGGCCACUUACGGACGCGGUGGACCUGUUCCUUAUGGAAGUGGAGGUGGUCCUCUGCCUCCGUCUUUUGCGAGUAGAGGAGGUCCUGCUCCAGUUGGUGGAGGUUAUCCUGCGUUUGAGCCCCCUGCUAGUGGAUUCAGUGUUGGACGGGGUGGUGGCGGAGGAGGAGGAAGGGGAAGGGGAUUCAGUGGUGGCCGUGGUUCUAAUUUUUAUACUGGGGAUAGAAGAAAUGAUGCCGGUCAUGGGAGAGGCUGGAAUUCUGGUUCUGGCCGUGGUGGGAGGGGGUAUGGUGGUGGUGGAAGAGGAGGGAGGCAUGGAGGGGGAGGUCCGAAAGGAGAAUUGGAUAAUAUUGCACUUCCAAAGCAGGAUUUUGGGAAUUUGGUACCUUUCGAGAAGAAUUUCUACUUUGAGAAUCCUUCGAUUAGGGCUUUGUCGGAGCAUGAAGUGGUGAUGUAUCGUACAAGAAGAGAGAUUACGGUUGAAGGCCAUGAUGUGCCUAAGCCUAUUCGCCUGUUUCAUGAGGCCAAUUUCCCUGAUUACUGCUUACAGGUGAUUGCUAAGUUGGGUUUUGUUGAGCCAACACCAAUUCAGGCUCAAGGGUGGCCGAUGGCUCUAAAGGGUAGAGAUUUAAUUGGCAUUGCUGAGACCGGUUCUGGUAAGACAUUGGCAUACAUGCUACCAGCUUUUGUGCAUGUUGCUGCGCAGCCUCGAUUGGUACAAGGUGAUGGUCCGAUUGUGUUAGUAUUAGCACCUACCAGAGAGCUGGCAGUUCAAAUUCAAGAAGAAGGUUUAAAGUUUGGUUCGCCUGCUAAUAUUAGGAGCACUUGCAUAUAUGGUGGUGCUCCCAAGGGACCCCAAAUUCGUGAUCUCCAAAGAGGUGUUGAAAUUGUCAUCGCUACCCCUGGUCGACUAAUAGAUAUGCUGGAAGCUCAACACACAAAUUUGCGAAGAGUCACAUACCUGGUGUUGGACGAGGCUGAUCGAAUGUUGGACAUGGGGUUUGAGCCUCAAAUUAGGAAAAUUAUAUCUCAAAUUCGACCAGAUAGACAGACAUUAUAUUGGAGUGCAACAUGGCCCAGGGAGGUUGAAAUUUUAGCAAGGCAGUUUUUGCACAACGCAUACAAGGUAAUCAUAGGAUCGGCAGAUUUAAAAGCAAACCAAUCUAUAAACCAAGUUGUUGAGGUCAUCAUGGACAUGGAGAAGUAUAAUAGGCUGAUCAAAUUGCUGAAAGAAGUGAUGGAUGGAAGUCGGCUUCUGAUUUUCAUGGAGACAAAAAAAGGCUGUGACCAAGUUACAAGGCAGUUGAGAAUGGAUGGAUGGCCAGCAUUAUCCAUCCAUGGUGAUAAAAACCAGGCUGAAAGGGAUUGGGUCCUGGCAGAAUUCAAAAGUGGCAGAAGUGCAAUAAUGACUGCCACUGAUGUUGCUGCACGGGGUCUUGAUGUGAAGGACAUAAAAUGUGUGAUCAACUAUGAUUUUCCUUCCAGCCUCGAGGAUUAUGUUCACAGGAUAGGCCGAACUGGUCGUGCAGGAGCUAGGGGAACUGCCUUUACCUUUUUCACGGAUUCAAAUGCAAAGUUUGCUAGGGGUCUAAUUAGAAUUCUGCAAGAGUCAGGGCAGAUUGUGCCUCCAGCAUUAUCUGCUUUGGCUCGGUCAUCUGGUUCUUUUGGAGGUUCUGCAGGUAACUUCCGUUCCAGAGGACGAGGAGGCAGCUUUGGCAACAGGGGUUCGAUUUCAGGAUCUAAUACUGUGCCUCUUGGUGCUCGUAGACCUUGGUAAUUUAAUGAACAAUUGCAGCUUCUCCAGAGUCUACCAUAUGUUAGGAAAACCAUCGCGGUGGUGGUUGCUGCCUUGGUGUUGAUCUUUCGUUUUGACGAGAUGGGUUGAAAAAUCAUAGUAAGAAUCCCAGAACUCGUACAGUUUAGGAAUUCAUGUAUUGGCAAAUUCAUAUGCAUGUGAUUGUAACUUUAGGUUGCAUAAAUUAUGAACAUAGGUGCUAAGGUUCUUUGUUGUAGUUGAUGAAUUCUUGAUAUAAUCAACUAUCCAUGCCAGUAGAAAAUACGGCAGACGUUUCUACAAUUA